GAUAUUAAAAAGUGCAUCGAAGUUUUAUUGUAUAAUAUGUAUGUCAAGGAAAUGAUUGCAUCUACGCAUUAAGAUAAAUACAUGUAACUAUCUAAAUUUAUAAUAGGCUGAAGAAUGGGAAUUCCAAGCAUAAGCAAUCUUGUACAGAAGAACCCAAGCUUUUGGACGAUAUCUGACUUCCAAGACAUAAGACUGGUGAUCGAUGCUAACUGUUUAGUCGAAUUUCUUUAUAAAUAUCAAGAUAUUGAUACCAUUGGUAAUUAUAAUGAAUACACAGAAAAAGUAGAAAUAUUUUUUAAAUGGCUUCAAACCCGCAGGAUAACACCUUUUGUUGUUUUUAGUGGAGCUCUUGGUAUGGAUGACAAGGAAAUCGGAAUUGUAUUAGGCAAGACUAAACAUCGGAUUGGAAAACCAGACGAAGGUAUGCCAAUUCUUGCCAAGCUUACUUUCAUUAAUGCAUUAGACAAACUUAGAAUCAACUACGUAAAUAGUGAUUUUGAAGCUGAUAGAGAUAUACAAAAAUUAGCUAACGAUUUGAAAUGUCCGGUGUUGUCGGCUAAUAGUGACUUUUUUGUCUUUGAUGUCCAGUUCGGUUACAUACCAUUCGAUUCACUUCCGUUUAAGUCAAUUUUGAAUGGAGUAAAAAAAUCCUUUGGUGAAAUCAAAACAUAUUUCUAUAAGAACUUAUUGAAGAAAUUUCCUUAUUUAACGCAUAAAAUGGCGCUACUUGCUACAGCGCUCGGUAACGAUAUCUUUCCCAAAAAUUCAAAAGCGCUACAACUAGCCUACCUCAGUGCUAAUUUUAGACUUCCCGAGUGUAUGGCAAUAACUUCAGAUGUAUUAGAAACGCCAUGUGAACGUUCUAGUGAAACCUUUUUUAUUACAACAAGAAAGAUUUUAUAUUGGAUAAAACGCUGUAAAGAUGUUGAAAGAGGGAAAAAACAGUUGCAAUAUUUCUGUAAGGAAGACAAGAAAGAAGAGAAAAAACUCUUCCGGUCCAUAGAGGUAUAUACAGAAACUGGAAACUAUACGAGUUACAACCUUCAUGACCUUAUUCAGAGAAGAAAUGAUAAGGGUUUCUGUCGAUCACCAUUUCCAUUCGGUAUUAGAAAGUGGAUAAUUGAACAUCACCGCAGGGGUAAAAUUCCAAACUUUAUAAUUAACACAAUAAUACACCAGAGAAACAUUUUUAUGUGUCAACUAGAGGGUACACAUGAUACCUCCUCCCACGACUGCAGCCUGUCAAUUCGAGAGGUUAUAUAUGCCGUAUUGGUUGGAACUGAAACCACCAUUACAGAAUAUGAUCGACAAGAAAAGAGUUUAUGCAAAGUUUUAAGAAAAGGAGUUAUUAGUACUACAGGAAUACUCAAAGAUUUGCAUAUUCCGGAAAUGAUGUCUGCAGUAAAAAUCAAAAUAUUGAGCUCGACUUUGUGUUGUUCAGUACCUUCUGAUAAAGUCAGCGGACAACUCGAACAAACACGCCUAUUUUUGAUGAUUACAGCCUAUUGGACAAGGGUCGCUGAACCGUCUGUUAACACCAACUUCAUCAAAUCUGUUCUCAUUGGUUACGUUUUAUUUUCUGCACGACACAAAGAAUUUCAACCUGGUACCAAAAUAAUUGGAAGGCUUGAAAACUUGUCCGCCGAGGUAACAAAGUAUGCUGAUAGACGUAUAAAAUCGUACCGAGAUUUUGUACAGAAUAUCACAUAUACAUUUUCACAGUUUCAGUCUUGUAUUUUAUAUACAACUCAUCUUAACAGACUUUUACAAUGUCCACUCGAAAAUGUUAAUCCUGCUAUUGUUUACAAUGGCUCAUUUCUACACAAAAUGUAUUUUAUCCUGAAUGAGAAUGACCGGUAUGAGAAUGAUGAUAUCAUUGAAAAACAUUUAUAUGGGUGUAACGUAUAUGUUUGGUUAAACCAGAUGUUAUAUUUUUUGCAAGAGAACGUUUACAUAAAAAGUGCAGAAGUUGCAGCGAAAAUGUGAGAGAUAAGAUGACAUUCAUUGUAAUA
Molecule: messenger RNA, 2012 nt
Organism: Mytilus trossulus (common blue mussel)
Lineage: Eukaryota; Metazoa; Mollusca; Bivalvia; Mytilida; Mytilidae
Product: protein asteroid homolog 1-like
Exons: 2
Coding region: 115-1986 (623 amino acids)
Source: RefSeq, a predicted model, not a curated record